AUGGGUUCAUCAUUCAACAAGUUUGCAUCUUAUUUUGCUGAAAAAGAAGCGGUACGCAUUCAUAUGGCGGGUCUUAAUGCAGCUGGUAAAACUAGUGUUCUCUAUACUAUGAAACUAGGCGAAAUUGUGACAACGAUUCCUACGAUCGGUUCCAAUAUUGAAACGAUUGAAUUUAAAAAUAUUAAAAUGACAGCUUGGGAUCUGGGUGAUCGUGGAAAAAUUCGACCUGUAUGGUGA
Messenger RNA from Rotaria sordida, 237 nucleotides. Lineage: Eukaryota; Metazoa; Rotifera; Eurotatoria; Philodinida; Philodinidae. The record is from the annotation of a GenBank genome assembly.